Messenger RNA from Manis javanica (Malayan pangolin), 4955 nucleotides. RefSeq names its product mitogen-activated protein kinase 4 (gene MAPK4). Gene Ontology annotation, biological process: protein phosphorylation. The record is from RefSeq and is a predicted model, not a curated record. Lineage: Eukaryota; Metazoa; Chordata; Mammalia; Pholidota; Manidae. Gene Ontology annotation, molecular function: MAP kinase activity; ATP binding.
ACGCCACUGGCCGCCACAGCAGCCGUGGGGUGACCAGCGGGGAGGCCGGCUUCCCGCCGGGGCUCACGGGGUCUCCGCUUCCCGCCGCCCCCUCGCUCCCGGGCAAAGCCCGAGGGGUACCCUCCCCCGGGGAGGGAGAGGGCGGCUUCUAAGGUGACAGAGAACUCUGGAGAGCCUGCGUCCAGGCGGGAAGGCCAAGCUACCCCGGACGGGGGCUCGACUCAGAAGGCGCGGUCGCCCGGCCCCCCAGGUAGUCCUUUGAAUAUUUGAAGCCAGACCACCUCCAUCUCCAGCCUUAAUGUGUUCAGUGCUCGCAUCAUCCCUCAUAUGCCGUGGUUGCCCCUCGCCUGCCCUCUGGCUUCCUUGGUUUUGAUGAAAAUAAGCUUGAUAAAGGAAGAAGACCCACUCUGAAAGAUGCCAAGUUCCUGCAGCCACUUUGGGUCCGGCAGAACCCAGGUUCGCUCAAAGUGGCGUGGAUGAGGGGGUGACAGAGGAUGCUGCCCCCAUCUGAAGCCUCCAGAGGAUCCUGGCCUGGCAGCUGAGCUCCUCUAGGAUUUGGGACUUCAGGUGUAAUUUGAUGUAGUGCUCAGGAAAGGUGCUUGGGUUUCUCCUGCUUUCUUCACCAGAGCUCACCAGAUUGGUUUGCAUUGUGGAAUCUAAGGUGAGCUGAUAGAAAGGGAAGAUGGCAAAGGUAGAAAGAAGCCCCUAGAAGCCUCCAUAAUCCAUUGUUGGGGUCUGAUCAUACUGCUCUGGACACAGAGGGCAGUUACCAAGCUGCCAAAGACUAUAAUACAACUGAGUUUUGGACCAUCAUCGGUAAAGCAUAGCAACAGCUCUGCAUUUCAGUCAAAAGGAAACUCUUUUAUCAAAGGACUUCAAGGAGAGGUGGUACGUCUUUUCCUUUGAUGUCCAUUAUUAUAGAAAACUCUACCUUCUCAUAGAUAAUGAGACUAUUUCUUCUUUCCAAAUUGCUAUGUUUGAAAGAAGCAUGAGCCAUUCUAAGCUUUGAAGGGAGUUCGGGAUACAUAGGAGUUGGUGGACAGCCCUCCCGAGGCAGGUUAAGAGAACAGCCUGAGCCUUCAGCUUCUGCAGCUGAGUGAGCAUGGACAUAUGCCACUCUUAUCUCCAGGGAGUUGGUGGUAGUGACAUCACUACAAGAAAAAGCAUCCCUCAGUUGUGGGACUUGACAGAAUGAGGUCUGCUGGGGAAGCCACCACCUGGGACUUGGCCUUUCCCGACUGCCCCUUUGUCCCACAGGCAGCCCCUGCCCACUGAGCCAACAAUGGCCGAGAAGGGUGACUGCAUUGCCAGUGUCUAUGGGUAUGACCUCGGAGGGCGCUUCAUUGACUUCCAACCCCUGGGCUUCGGUGUCAAUGGGCUGGUGCUGUCGGCUGUGGACAGCAGGGCCUGUCGGAAGGUGGCCGUGAAGAAGAUCGCUGUGAGUGAUGCCCGCAGCAUGAAGCAUGCCCUCCGGGAGAUCAAGAUCAUCCGGCGCCUGGACCAUGACAACAUCGUGAAGGUGUAUGAGGUGCUGGGGCCACAGGGCACUGACCUGCAGGGCGAGCUGUUCAAGUUCAGUGUGGCUUACAUUGUCCAGGAGUACAUGGAGACCGACCUGGCAUGCCUGCUGGAGCAGGGCACACUGACAGAGGAGCACGCAAAGCUGUUCAUGUACCAGCUACUCCGGGGGCUCAAGUACAUCCAUUCUGCCAAUGUGCUGCACAGGGACCUGAAACCUGCCAAUAUCUUCAUUAGCACGGAGGACCUCGUUCUCAAGAUCGGGGAUUUCGGGUUGGCAAGGAUUGUUGAUCAGCAUUAUUCACACAAGGGUUAUCUGUCAGAAGGGCUGGUGACGAAGUGGUACCGCUCACCACGUCUGCUCCUCUCCCCUAACAACUACACCAAAGCCAUAGACAUGUGGGCUGCUGGCUGCAUCCUGGCUGAGAUGCUCACCGGGAGGAUGCUGUUUGCCGGGGCUCACGAGCUGGAGCAGAUGCAGCUCAUCCUGGAGACCAUCCCCGUGGUCCGGGAGGAGGACAAGGACGAGCUGCUCAGGGUGAUGCCCUCCUUCAUCAACAGCAGCUGGGAGGUGAAGAGGCCGCUGCGCAAGCUGCUCCCCGAAGUGAACAGCGAAGCCAUCGACUUUCUGGAGAAGAUCCUGACCUUUAACCCCAUGGAUCGCCUAACAGCCGAGAUGGGGCUGCAGCACCCCUACAUGAGCCCAUACUCGUGCCCUGAGGAUGAGCCCACCUCACAGCACCCCUUCCGCAUUGAAGAUGAGAUUGAUGACAUCCUGCUGAUGGCCGCCAACCAGAGUCAGCUGUCCACCUGGGACAGGUACCCUGUGAGCUUGUCGUCGGACUUGGAGUGGCGGCCCGACCGAUGCCAGGACGCGAGCGAGGUACAGCGUGAUCCGCGCGCGGGCUCUGCGCCGCUGGCGGAGGACGUGCAGGUGGACCCUCGCAAGGACUCACAGAGCAGCUCAGAGCGCUUUCUGGAGCACUCGUACUCGUCCAUGGAGCGCGCCUUCGAGGCCGACUGCGGGCGCUCCUGCGACUACAAGGUGGGGUCGCCGUCCUACCUAGACAAGCUGUUGUGGCGCGACAGCAAGCCGCACCACUACUCCGAGCCCAAGCUCAUCCUGGACCUGUCGCACUGGAAGCAGGCGGCCGGUGCGCCCCCGGCUGCCGCGGUGGCCGCCGCGGAUGCCGGGGCGCACGAGGACGAGCCGGCCAGCCUCUUCCUGGAGAUCGCGCAGUGGGUCAAGAGCACACAGGGCGGUCCCGAACACGCCAGCCCACCCAACGAUGGUCCCGAGUGCCACCUGUCUGCCUCUCCACCCCACCUCCCCGCGCCCGUCGAUGGGGGUGCCAGCCCCCAGUUCGACCUGGAUGUGUUCAUCUCCCGCGCCCUGAAGCUCUGCACCAAGCCUGAGGACCUGCAAGACAAUAAACUGGGCGACCUCAAUGGCGCGUGCAUCUCCGAGCACCCUGGCGAUCUCGUGCAGACGGAGGCCUUCUCCAAAGAAAGGUGGUGAGGGUACCGUAGGGAGCUUCAGGCCCCAGAGCAAAGGAGAGGCCACCCAGGAAAGCCGAGCCUGCCAGGGAGGGGGACACCCCCAACAUCUCUAUCGCCCUUCCGCCCCUUUCUGCUGCCUUGGGGUUAGCGGAACACAGGAAGGAUCCGAGGAGGAAGAGGAAUGUCUAUUUCUUAAACUGCCUUAAUAACUAGCCUUUAACCUCUGCGAGAGGGUUUGAACAGGAGCCUAGUUUGGGGGUUGAUCACUUUCCCAGUGAAGGGGCCCUUGCAUUUUGUAAGUAGUAGUGUGCAGGGAAGAAAUGUCUUAGCAGUCUGCAGACCCGACCUGGAUGGCCUGGUGCAGAGGAAUCUUACAGGCAUAGUGUUGAAAGCUUCUGGCCUAGCUAGCCUCAAGGGACCCGUGGGAGGCCCAGAGAAGCAAAGUGCUGAAGAUCAGGGCCUCGGUGUCAGGGCAAGCCUUGAAUCCCCUAGGCCAGUGUCUGUCACUACAGCGUCUUCCUCUGCUAGGGUCACUGUGGCUUUUCAGUCAGAAAACUUGGUCCAAGAUGAUUCUUCCCUGUUUAUUGCCAUCUGAUCUAUGUGACCUUUUAUUCAGAGCAAUGUUCCUUGUAUUCUGAAAUUGGAAACUGAGUCCAUUUUACCCUCGCCACCAAGCAUAUUUUCUCUGGCUCCUCAGCUACUUAACUGUUCCCCUAUCUGCCACAUGCCUGUAUUUGCCUCAACCCGUGUGGUCUGAAAUCUUUGUUUCAGAUCAGACCAUUUUGGGGUCUAGGAUAGAAGCUCAUUCUCCCAGGCUUAUGCACACACCUCCUGCAGGUUCCCAAUGCACUUUCCCAACACACUCACAGACACAAAGACACAGCCCUCAUUCCCGAGGGGACGUUGUACCCAGGUGAGCCUGAAGACAGCAAUUCUACAAAUUCCUCCAGCCUGCCUCCCCCUCCUACCAUCCACAUACACGGAACUCCCCUCCCAGCCCACUGCAGGAACUAAUGUUCUCAGCAUAAAUCGUUCUUUUAGAGGAAAGCAAAAGGUGUCACCCUAGAGCAAUGUGCUAGGAGAGAAGAUUUCACACAGGACCUAUCAUGCUUCAUUAAUACCGCCCUUGAUUCUGAUCAUCCAUUUAGCCCUGGCAUAGAGCAGGCCCUAUAAUAUAAAGAAAUGCACUGGAGAGCAAGUGGCCUUGGGGGCAAGAAAUCCAGAAAGGUAGGAAGGGGUGUGAAAGGUGGGGUGCCAACAGGCACCAGCAUGGGGACCCCACAACAAAGCUACCAUGCCCCUCCCAGCUUAGGCCAGGAUGCGUUUGGAGUAUGCAAACCCAGAGGUUUACGCACACACCGAGCCUGGUGUGAUGGUAUGGAGGCCCAGCAGGCCCUCUGCAGAAGCAUAGUCCGGUCCCUGAAUGCUCUGGAAUGCUCUGCUAUUUCCAUGACUGGUGUUCAGCUCCCCGCAAAACCCCCAAAGAUACCCACAGGAAGCCCAGCCAGUCUGUGAGCAGAGGAUCCACAGUGUUGGUCUCGGGCUGUGUUCACCCUCACCUCAACAGCACCUUAAAUCUAAUCAGCUAACUAGGAUUUGUACAUUGAAAACUGCAACAUGUUAGAAACUUAUAUUUAAAAGCAGAAUUAAUCACACUGAUCAAUUUUUAAAUAUAAAAUAUAUAAAUAUGAAGUGUUUGGGUUUUUGUUCUUGUUUUUUUAAGAAAAGAAAAUGUACACCGCUCCUCAUGUGCCAUUUGUCCUCAGGGGCGGCUUUACUUUUUUGAUAAAGGAACAAGCUGCUGACCUUGACUGGGAGUUCAUAUGUAACUGUUAUGACAGAGGAAUUGUUAUUACUACUCAUGUUUUAAAAAGAUCUAUUAAACAUUAUUAAACUUGAUCAGGAUGGACCAAAUAAAGUUUUAUUGGAACACAGUU